AUGUAUCGAGACAAAAAUUAUGGAAAAUCUAAUGAUUUAUUUCGGAAAAAAUCCAUUCGAAUAGGUGAGCGUGUUAAUUACGUCAACAGUCCUCAUGUGAUCGCAAUGGUUGGUCUUCCCGCCCGUGGGAAAACUUACAUAUCUAAAAAACUAUCCAGAUAUUUAAAUUGGAUCGGGAUAAAUACAAAAGUUUUCAAUUUAGGAGAAUACAGAAGGCAUGCCACGAGUGCUUAUAAAUCUCACGAAUUUUUUAGGCAGGACAAUUUAGAAGCCAUGGCCAUAAGAACGCAAUGUUGCAAAGAAGCACUUAAAGACGUUUGCAAGUGGUUAGAAAAUGGCGGAGAAGUAGCCGUGUUCGAUGCGACUAAUUCGACCAUGGAAAGGAGAAAAAUGAUACACGAUUUUGUCGUUUGUAAACUUAAUUAUAAAUUAUUUUUCGUCGAAUCCGUUUGCGACGAUCCCGAAAUAAUCGAACAAAAUAUCAUGGAAGUUAAAGUGAGCAGUCCGGAUUAUGCAAACAUGCCAACGGAUAUUGCUCUAAAAGAUUUCCUUAAAAGAAUCGAACAUUAUCAGGAAAAAUAUGAGCCUUUAGACGAAACUCAAGAAUCGUCUUUGAGUUUUAUGAAAAUUUAUAAUACAGGUGAAAAAGUCGUCGUACAUAAACAUGAAGGUCACAUACAAAGUCGAAUAGUUUAUUACUUAAUGAAUAUUCACAUAGUACCCAGAACGAUAUAUUUAACGAGACACGGUGAAAGCGAACAGAAUUUAGAAGGUAGAAUCGGUGGAGAUGCGGAUUUGAGUCCUCGUGGAAGACAAUAUGCAAAUGCCUUGGCUAAAUACAUAGCAGAACAAGAUAUUUGUGGACUAAGAGUUUGGACAUCUUGGUUGAAAAGGACCAUACAAACAGUUGCUAACGUUCCUGCGCCACAGGAAAGGUGGAAAGCUCUAAACGAAAUCGAUGCCGGUAUAUGCGAAGAAAUGACUUACGAAGAAAUAGCAUCGAAAUUUCCGGAAGAUUUUGCUGCAAGAGACGAAAACAAAUUUACAUACAGGUAUCCUCGGGGAGAAUCAUACGAAGAUUUAGUUGCUAGAUUAGAACCGGUUAUAAUGGAAUUAGAAAGACAAGGCAACGUUUUAGUCGUGAGUCAUCAGGCCGUUCUCAGGUGUUUAUUGGCAUAUUUUUUAGAUAAAAAUUCUGAAGAGUUACCCUACCUGAGAGUACCUUUACACACGGUCAUGAAACUCACUCCCGUUGCUUACGGAUGCAGGGUCGAUCUUAUCGAAUUAGGGGUUGAUGCGGUGGAUACGCACAGACCAAAACCAAGAGUAAGUGUUGUAUCAAAAUGUACGAGCGUUUCCAUAAUUAAAUGA
Pediculus humanus corporis (human body louse) is the source of this 1371-nucleotide messenger RNA. Its product is annotated as 6-phosphofructo-2-kinase/fructose-2,6-bisphosphatase short form, putative. Gene Ontology annotation, molecular function: fructose-2,6-bisphosphate 2-phosphatase activity; 6-phosphofructo-2-kinase activity; ATP binding. The transcript is spliced from 9 exons. Bases 1 to 1371 code for a protein of 456 amino acids. NCBI's taxonomy places the organism in Eukaryota, Metazoa, Arthropoda, Insecta, Psocodea, Pediculidae. Gene Ontology annotation, biological process: fructose metabolic process; fructose 2,6-bisphosphate metabolic process. The record is from RefSeq and is a predicted model, not a curated record. Gene Ontology annotation, cellular component: cytosol.